This is a messenger RNA of Zootermopsis nevadensis, 1414 nucleotides long. RefSeq names its product corepressor of RBPJ and splicing regulator. The record is from RefSeq and is a predicted model, not a curated record. Gene Ontology annotation, biological process: negative regulation of DNA-templated transcription. Gene Ontology annotation, cellular component: nucleus. Gene Ontology annotation, molecular function: transcription corepressor activity. Lineage: Eukaryota; Metazoa; Arthropoda; Insecta; Blattodea; Termopsidae.
AUUGGAUAAUCUCAAGUCCAUACUAUCCAAGAUGGCAAUAGGAAGUGUGUGAUUGUUGGUGAAAGAACAAGUUACAUUCAAAUAGAAAUCUGUUUUUAUAGCUUUAAAGGAUUUUGUAUAGCGCAACCUGUGGUGUAAAGUAAUAUCAUAAAAUGGGGAAGGGCUUUAAUAAUUAUAUGUGCAAGAAAUUUUUUCAUCCAGCGUCCAGAGACAAUCUGAAAAGGGUCUGGAUGGCAGAGCAAAAGGCAGAGUCGUAUAAAAAGAAGCAAGAAGAAUUGCGAGUUCAAUAUGAAAAGGAACAAGAUUUGUAUACAAAUAAGGCAAUACUGAGUAAGGAAAGCAAGGAUAAGCUGAGUGUAAAUUUCAUGUAUGAGCCGCCACCUGGUACGAAGAAAGAACGAGAAAGAGAAGAUGAUGAACCCGAAUAUAAAUUUGAAUGGCAGCGAAAAUUUAAUGCACCAAGAGAGGAUUACUGCAAAGGUGAUUCAGAAAUCAGGGAUCAACCAUUUGGCAUCCAGGUUCGCAAUGUGCGGUGCAUCAAGUGUCACAAAUGGGGUCACAUUAAUACAGAUAAGGAAUGCCCGAUGUAUAAUCAGGCAUCAAGUUCAGACCAGGCAGGUCCUUCAUUGGAUCCAUUGAUUCUUGUCCAACAGAUGAGAGAGGAUGGUCUUGCUAUGAAGAGGAGUGCUCUUAGUAUUCCACAGCAGACGAGAUUCUCUAGAAAUCAGGACCUUAUUCCAAGUGAAGAUGAAGAUGAGGAAUCAAAAAAGUCUGAAAUAGAAGUCUUGAAGUCUUUAUCAGUGAAGCAGAAACAAAGGCUGCUUAGGAAACUUGACAAACUCUUGAAGAAGAACAAGAGGAGAAAAUCCAAGAAGAGGAAAAUGAAGAAGUCUAAACAGACAUUGAAGGAUGGUGAGAGUGGUGACUCCAGUUCAAGUAGUGAAACAUCUAAGGAAGAAAUUAAAUCACAUAAGGAGAAAAGGAGAGUGAAGAAAGACAAAAAUAAACAAAGAGAAAGGCAUUACAAAAACAUAGUAAUCAAAAAGGAAUAAUCAACAUUGAGCAGUGCAUCAGUCACAUAAUAAGACUCUGGAUAAAGUUCAUGGUCGAAGCAUUGAUUUUGCUGGUCACCUGAGUAUGCACGAAUGGCAUCAAGCAACUUGUAAGAGAACGUCUAAUGGGGAUUAUAGGAAGACUGUCAGACUGAAGGUAAGACAGGAUAGAUUUGUAAAUGAAGAUAUGCACAGCAGUGAACUCUCAGAGACAUAAAAAGGACAGGUGAGGAAAGUGAUUUUUCAGGUGGAAAGAAACACAGACAAUACAAUUUACGUUGCUCUUCAUUGUGUAUGAUAGAAAUUACAUAUUCUUGUUGUAUCUUGUAAAAAUGUAAUAAAGGAGUAUAUGGAUGUUAAAA